This is a messenger RNA of Pseudopodoces humilis (Tibetan ground-tit), 3528 nucleotides long. RefSeq names its product laminin subunit gamma 2 (gene LAMC2). NCBI's taxonomy places the organism in Eukaryota, Metazoa, Chordata, Aves, Passeriformes, Paridae. The record is from RefSeq and is a predicted model, not a curated record. Gene Ontology annotation, biological process: animal organ morphogenesis; tissue development; axon guidance. Gene Ontology annotation, cellular component: basement membrane.
AUGGCCGAGUGCUGGCUCCUGACCGUCGCCUGUCUCGCCGCGUUCCUCCUGCCCGCAGCCCUGAGCACACGUAGCGGAGAAGAUUGUGACUGCAAUGGGAUGUCCAGGCAGUGCAUCUUUGACUGGCAGCUCCUGAGAGAGACAGGGAACGGGUACCGUUGCCUCGGCUGCCUGGGCAACACAGAGGGUACCCACUGCGAGCGCUGCAAGGAUGGCUUCUUCCGACGGUGGGGGGAGCAAUGUUGCCUGCCCUGCCUCUGCCACACCUGGGGUUCCCUCAGCCCACAGUGCGACAGCGAUGGCCGGUGCAGCUGCAAACCUGGAGUGAUGGGGGACAAAUGUGACCGGUGCCAGCUGGGCUUUGAGUCCCUGUCUGAGGCAGGGUGCUGGAGGAACGGGCAGAGUCUGCAGUGUGAGUGUGACCCAGCAGGCAGCAUGGGAGCCUGUCAAUCUGGCCUCUGUGCCUGCAAGGAGAGCACCACUGGAGAGCGGUGCCAGAGGUGCAAGCAACACUUCUAUAACCUGGAUGCUAGAAAUCCUGCAGGAUGCUCCCCCUGCUUCUGCUAUGGGCACUCAGUCACUUGUAUCAGUGCGGACAACCACAGUGUCCACAACAUCACCUCUACCUUCCAGCAAGGUACUGAGGGCUGGCGAGGUGUUCAUGAAAGUGGCUCCCCAGCCCAGCUCCAGUGGUCCCCACGCCACCAGGAUGCCUUCAUAGCAGCAAGGAGAUCAGAGCCAAUAUACUUUGUGGCACCUGCAAAAUUCCUUGGGAACCAGCAGCUGAGCUAUGGCCAGAUGCUCUCCUUUGAUUACCGCCUGGACCGAGGGGGACACCAGCCAUCUCCACAUGAUGUGGUCCUAGAAGGACAUGGCCUGAGAGUCACUGCUCCCUUCUUGCCCCAGGGAAAGGUCCUGCCCUGUGGCAUCAGCCAGAUGUACACAUUCAGGCUGGACGAGCACCCAAGCAGCAAGUGGAGCCCAAGACUGAAUCACUUUGAAUUUCGCAGGCUGCUGGGAAAUCUGACAGCCCUCUGGAUCCGAGCCACCUUUGGGGAAUACAGCACCGGCUACAUCGAUAAUGUCACCCUGGUGUCAGCACGGCCCGUUCCCGGCGCCCCCGCCCCGUGGGUGGAGCGCUGCCAGUGCCCGGCGGCGUACCGGGGGCAGUUCUGCGAGAGCUGUGCCCCUGGCUACCGCAGAAACGCCCCCGGCCAGGGGCCCUUCAGCAUCUGCGUGCCCUGCAAUUGCCAGGGGGGAGGAAUUUGUGAUCCUGACACCGGUGAAUGCUACUCAGGAGAUGAAAACGUGGGCAAUGGUGUCAGCUGCCCCUUUGGCUCCUACCGAGAUGCCCAGCAGCCAUACAGCUGCAGGACCUGCCCCUGCAGGCUCGGCCAGGGCUGCUCUGUGGGGCCAGGCAGCGAGGAGGUUGUCUGUGACGACUGCCCUCCUGGAGCUGCUGGUGCCAAUUGUGAGUACUGUGCCGAUGGCUAUUUUGGAGAUCCAGCGGCUUCCCAGCCCUGCCAGCUGUGCCAGUGCAAUGGCAAUGUGGAGCCCAAUGCCGUGGGCAACUGUGACCGCCAGACCGGCGAGUGCCUCAAGUGCCUCUACAACACCACUGGCUUCUACUGCGACCGCUGCAAGGAUGGCUUCUUUGGGAACCCCCUAGCCCCUGACCCUGCUCACAAGUGCAGAGCCUGUGCCUGUGACUCAGUUGGUGCCGAGCCCGUGAAGUGCAGGAGUGACGGGAGCUGCCUCUGCAAACCUGGCUUUGAGGGUCCCCGCUGUGAAGAGAGUGAGUGCCCAGCUUGCUAUGGCCAGGUGAAAGUGCAGGUGGAGCUGUAUCUGCAGCAGCUGGUGGAGCUGGAGCUGCUUUUGUCAGAGGUGCAAGCUGGCAGUGGGACCGAGAGUCAAGAGCUGGAGGGGAGGAUGCUGGUGGCUGAGGAGAUGCUGCAGACCAUCCUUAGGGAAACCCUGAGCCUGCAAGCCUCUGGCAGGUCUAUGGAAGGACGUGUGGCCCAGAUGAAGGGGCAAGGGUCCAGCUCCCAGAGUCGCUUGGAUGAAAUCAAGGCAGCUGUGGAGACACUGAGGUCUUUGGGGAACCUGUAUGAGAGGCAGGUGCAGGAGACCCGUCAGCUGCUGGAGAGAGCCAGGCUGGACCUGGAACACAGUGGUGCUACUCUCCGUUGGGUGACCAUUCCUGUUUCAAGCUUUCCUGGGGGUUUGAAUCAGUUCUUGCUGCUGGCACAGGAGGCUCUGAGACUGGCCGACAGCCACACACAAGCAGCCAAUGCCAUUGACCAAGCUGCAAAGGUGGCACGGGAAGAUGCGCAGCAGGCACUGGAGCUGCUGCGUGCAGCUGCUGGUGGAGAGGCCACGUUGGGCUCCAUGCCAGGGCUGCCCAGGAGGUACAAGGAGCUCAAGUCACUGGCUGGAGGCCUGAAGGCUGAUGCUGAUGGAAUGGCCUUCAAGGCAGACACAGCUUAUCAGGACAGCCUAGUGCUCCUCAGCUCCCUGUCCCGCCUGACAGAGAUGGACAUCGGGUCCCUUAAGGAGGAAGCCUCACGGCUGAAGAAGGACACAAGUACCCUGCUGGGCCUGGUGGACACCUCCUUGGCCCAGUACCGGGGCCUGCAGAACCACAUGGGGCACUGGGAGGAGGAGGCCAAGCAGCUGCUACAAGGGCAAGAGGGCAAGAAAGCGAAGCUGACACAGCUGCUGUCCCGAGCCACCCUUGCCAGGAGCACAGCCCUGCAAGCCAUGAGUGCUGGCAAUGCCACCUUCUAUGAGGUGGAGCAGAUCCUCAAGAGCCUCAAGGAGUUCAACCUGCAAGCAGAUGACAAGAGGAGGGAAGCCAAAGAUGACAUGAGGAGGCUUCCCAUUAUUAGCAGCAUGGUGACCACUGCCAGGGAGAAGACAGACCAAGCCAAAGGGAUUGUGGAUAGCGCUGCUUCUGAGUCAAAGGCAGGCAGCAGUGUGGUAGGAGAAGUGAAGGAAAUCGUCAUGGAGAUCCAAGAGGAGAUUGCCCAGCUGAAGGGGGAAGCCAACAAGACAGCUGACGGCGUCCUCGCCCUGGAGAAGGCAGUGGCCACCCUGCGACAUGAGGCCAAGGAAGGGGAUGAUGCAUUUGAGAGGAAACUCUUGGAGGUUGAGGCAGAUGCUGCUGUAAUAGAGAAAACAGCUCAGGAAACUCAAAGGGUCCAUGACAAGGCUGGCCAGGCAGGGGCAGCUGUGCAGCAGAUGCUGAGUGCCCUGGAAGAGCUGCUGCAUCUCAUGAACCAGCCUGGCGCUAUGGAUGAGGAUGGCCUGAGGCAGCUUGAGGCGAACUUCAGGAAAGCCAAAAACAGAAGCAAGCAGCUGAAGGUGGAGAUGUCAGAGCUGGAGCAGACAACUGCACUGCAGAAGGACCGGGUGCGCAUGCUGGAGAGCAGCAUUGAUGGCAUCCUGUCUGAUAUUAAGAACCUGGAGGAUAUCCAGAAUAGUCUUCCUCCAGGCUGUUAUAACACAAAAGCCAUUGAAUUACCAUGA